GGCACGGUUAGCAGACCGCCGACCCUCCUAAAUCUUAUCGUGGUGGAAAUCACCCUCGCCUUAGAUUCAUCCACCGCCACACGCGAAGCUGCACGAGCAUUGCGUUGGCACAUGCUCGCCCACUAGAGGUGUCUUGAGUCGAGACUCGUGCCUGUCUGAGGGGCUCCCUUCCGGGCAUCUCAUGCACAGUCUCUUGUCCCCAAAAGCUCCAUCAGUCUCCACCCGCGGCUCGCAUAUCGGCAUCAGCCAUCUAGGUUCAGCUCUCGGCUCGGCCUCAACUCUAUCCCCCAACACAACUCCAGCUCCAGCACCUGCCACUGCUGUCGCCUCAGUUGCUGCUCGCUGCCAGCAUGUCCUCGACGUCUCAACGGCGACGGCGACGAGAUGAAGACGACUAUAUUCCCUUUGGACCCCCAUCCCUCCCCAGCACUCAAACACACAUGGACAACAUGUCCUCAGAAGGCUGGCCGCCGCCGGUGAUCAUGUCCGACUCGAGCGACGAGGACCUUCGAGAACCCCAUCGAACACCCGCGCGGCAAAUUUCCCGUCGUAAUCGAAUCUCGCAUGGCGAAGGAGGGCUCAUGACCCUGAACCCCGACCGAUACUCGCCCGACGUAUACUCCAUCAACUCCGAUCCACCAAGCCAGACGCCGAUGCUUGUGGAAGAUGACGCCGGAUUGCGAUCCCAAUACGCUGGAAGAUAUUCGCAAUACUACGCUGCGAGUAACCCCCGUCCUGGCCCGCAAAUCAAACCACACCUGUCCUCCUUGGACAUACCAAGACGCUAUGGCAGCAAUGCCAUCCUCGACAUGUAUGCGCUCACCUACGUCGGCGACCCGGACCCGAAUCUGCUAUGUCCUAUCUGCCAUGACCCCCUCGUCGACCCUGUGACGACUCCUUGCGACCAUACAUUCUGUUAUCGAUGCUUGCGCAGAAGCAUGGCGUCGAGCCCCGCUGGCGGCGUCUGUCCAAUAGACCGAGAGCCUCUGUUAUGGACGGACUGCUCUAGUUCGAUACGGCUGAUACGUACCCAGCUGAAUAACUUGAUUGUCAAGUGCCCUCAUCAUGGCAGAGGCUGCGAGGAGGAAAUGAAACGGGAGGAGGUAGAACGGCACGCGACUGUUGAGUGCAGCUUCCGGGAGUUUCCUUGUCCAGAUACCGAAUGCGAAAAGACUGUUCGCUACAAGCCAACUGAUGAUAAAUGCCAGCAUCAAGAAAGCAACUGCGAGUUCUGCGAUGCCAUUAUUGAAGAAGCUGACUGCGAUAUCCACUUGCUUCAAUGCCCUAGGAGCAAGACUCGAUGUGCGGCCUGCUGGGCCAUGAUCCUCCGUGAGGACGAAGAAGUUCAUCGAAACGUGGAUUGUGUUUCCAUCGAGGUGGCAUGCCGCUUUCAAAGCGUCGGCUGCCCUGUGAGAGUUAUACGGGCACACCAAGAACUUCAUGCCCUUUCCUGUCCUUUCCAUCCAGACUCGCCCUCUGGCGCCAUUAUACGCAGCCAGCGCGAGAUUAUAGAAACAUUCGGCAAUCUGGGGAGCCAGAUCCGUCAUUUACGAGCUAGGCAAGACGAGACAAGCCGACGGCUCGAUCAGAUUUCUGGGCCGGUUAACCUUAACCGUCCGGGCGAACCUGGAUUCAGGGACGUUCGAGCAAUGCAGGAUCUUGAUGCUGGAUUCGGCGAAGUACACCACAACUUGAACAAUCUCGAGCGCCAGAAUGUGUGGACUGUCAACCAGAUUAUGCCUGUUCGGGAAGAGGUUGCUGAACUACGAAAUAACAUCAAUAUGAUUCGAAUGCAGGUCAACUGGCUCUUGAGCCGCAGCCGCGAAGAAGGCCAUGCGAGACCAACCUCCAGUGGCACCACACGGCCCACGUCAAUGGGGUCCGAUACGGUGCAGGAGCCACUGCCUCCCAUGGUGCGCCAGAGACGGCGAUCGACCAGUGUAGACAUUCGAGCACGACGUCUGGCCAAGCUGGGCAACCCAACCCCUCCAAAGCCCGCGGAGAGCACGCCUGCAGAGGCUGGAAGCUCAUCAUCGCCUGCUCCUCCGCAGUCGGGCUCUCCAGCCCCCGAGGCCGAAACCGAGACCAAGAAGACCAAGAUCAACAUCACACCGGCGGCCCAGCCGACCUCAAACCCUUUUGCGCAGCUAGGCGUGCGGUCGAGCAAACCGACCGACCCUGAAGGCUCUACAGGUACUUUUCGUGUUGCUCGCAAGAGGUCCGCCUCUCAAGUUGACGACGUCCUUUCAGCACCACCCCCGCGUAAAGCCACUCCCGUCCAGCUCGAGUCAGAUGAGGACUAUGCCGAUAGAAUUCUCAGCCAGAUCUUCCGCAUAACUGUCGAUCCCCACCGGAUGACCAGCAACCAGGGCAGCCAUCGCCUGACCUUCCUCCCGAACCUGAAUCAGGAGCUCAACGAUUCUGGGGAGUCUUUGAAGCUGUCUGUUAAUAACUUGGAUCAGGCUAUUAUAGAGGCUUGUAGUAGCUGGUCUCCUGAUAAGCCUCUGAUGCACUAUCUUCUCCCGUGUUGGAAGAGAGCUGUGAAAGCAGCUUCAUCAAAUAAGCAAACGAGCGGCCCCAAGUUAGACCUACACGAAGAGUCGAAGCGUUUGUGCAUGAGCAAUUGCCUCUUCGCUGUUACUAUGCCGGUUUUAUAUGGCCGCGAGCCAAACGCAAAUCAUGACACUAUUGCCCCUUAUCUCCUCAAGGGUCCUGUAGAUGAGAAUGGAAUCUGCUUCGACUUUAUCAAAGAGGCCAUCAAGCGGUUCGAUGAUGAUGAGGCUUUUCCGGCCAUCUUUAACGAUGCCAUGGUUAAGCUCAGCACCCAACUUUCAGGACUUUCCAUGAGCGAUGAGUACAAACCAUACGUCCAGGCACUGCUAACAUAUACACGUUUCCCUAUCUUAAUAUCUAAUCUUGCCAAGCACGCUUGCUUUAAACUACCUUUAUCACCCCACACCAUUGAGAGGAACACUAUUCUAGGCCCCUUCUUCCGUUUAUCUCCAUUGCAGCCAGAAGUGAUAAAAAGCUACUUUCCCGGGUCGCGUACUCUAGACAAGGCGCGCAUUACCAACGCCCAAGACGCUCUACGAAUGGUACUGAGGACACACCAAGAUGACCUGUUCGUGAUUACCAACGCUUUCAUCCGCGCAGGACCAGAUACGAGAAAUCUUACGUUGGACUGGUUUGCCUACAUCCUAAACACCAACCACAAACGGAGAGCUAUCCAGGUGGACCCUAGAGAGGUUGCUUCGGACGGAUUCAUGAUGAACAUAACCACAAUCUUGGAUCGAUUCUGCGAACCGUUCAUGGAAAAUGAUUUUAGCAAAAUAGAUAAGAUUGAUGUUAGAUAUUUUCGGAGGCAGCCGCGAGUUGAUAUCUCAGAUGAGACCAAACUCAACGCCGAUCAAGCUGCUGCUGAAAAGUAUUACGCUCAAAAGGAAGAUGGGGAGUCAAACUUUAUCUCAGAGGCCUUCUUCUUGACACUGGCUGCUCACCACUAUGGUAGCGAGGCACUCAACUCACAGCUGAAGAAUCUCGAUCGUGAGAUCAAAUACUUGGAGAGACAUCUUAAGGCUAUGGAAGCAGAGCGUUCAAAACUAGUCAAUGCCCCGCAUCAGCUGAGGUUGUUUGAAGAGACACUCAAACGACAUACGAACGUGCUAGAGAAGACAAUUGCACUGAAAUACUCAAUUGAGGGUGUUCUGCUCGACGAAAGGAUGCAGAGCACUUCUCUGCGCUUCAUGCGAUAUGUCGCUGUAUGGCUGCUUCGUAUUGCAACAGGGUCCGAUUACAAGCCUGGAACAGAGACUGAGACGAUCAGGCUACCCAUUGAACUAGCAAACUCUGGCGCUUUUGCGUAUCUUCCCGAGUAUGCGCUUCAGAACAUUGUCGAUAACUUCAAAUUUGUGUUCCGAUGGCUUCCUACCAUUCUUCCCAGCGCUGUGGGUGAAGAAAUGAUUGCUCUGUGCAUCACUUUCCUUCGUUCUUCAGAACAGAUCAAAAACCCAUAUCUCAAAUCAUCACUGGUGUCUCUGCUUUUCUCCGGAACCUGGCCGUUUAUGCACCUCAAGAGAGGUGUUUUAGGCGAUCAGCUCAUCUCCAUCAAAUUUGCCAAUGACUUUUUGUUGCAUGCCUUGAUGAAAUUCUACAUCGAGUGCGAGUCUACGGGAGCCAAUACAGCUUUCUACGACAAGUUCAACAUACGAUAUGAAAUCUUCCAAGUCAUCAAAUGCGUAUGGGUUAAUGAUGUUUAUAGACAGCAGCUUAUCAAAGAAAGCAAGGUUAACCGGGGUUUCUUUGUUCAGUUCGUUAAUAUGCUUCUAAAUGAUACCACUUACGUCCUAGAUGAGGCGUUUACAAAGUUCCCCAAGAUGCGAAAUCUUGAGAGAGAGCUUGAGGAUCGCAGCCUAUCAACAGAGGACCGACAAAAGAAAGAAGAAGAGUUACAGAGCCUAGGAAGCCAAGCGACAUCUUACAUGCAGCUGGCCAAUGAAACCCUUGAGAUGAUGAAGCUCUUCACCAAGACAUUAAGCGAGGCUUUCACCAUGCCAGAGAUUGUCUCACGUCUAGCGAGCAUGUUGAAUUACAACCUCGAGACGUUGGCUGGCAAGAAAGCUGCAGCCGAGUUGAGCGUUUCGAACAGGGAAAAGUACCAUUUCCGACCCCUUCAGCUGCUCUCAGACUUUGUCGAGAUUUAUUUGAAUCUUGGGGCAUCAUCCGUCUUCAUCGAGGCUGUCGCGGCAGAUGGACGCUCUUACAAGCCAGAGGUUCUGGAUCGCGUCGCUAAAAUCCUUUCAUCAAGACACCAGAAAGACCCCGCAGAUAUUGCUCGGUGGGACAAGCUCAAGGUCAAGUUUAUCCAGGCCAAGGAGCAGCAGGAUCAAGCCGAGAUGGACCUCGGUGACAUCCCGCCCGAGUUCGAAGACCCCAUCAUGGGAGAGCUGAUGAAGGAUCCCGUGCUCCUACCGAGUAGGCACGUUGUCGAUCGAUCGACAAUCGUGCAGCACUUGCUGAGCGACCCGAAAGAUCCGUUUACGCGUCAGCCUAUGACAAUUGAGGAUGCGAUUCCGCAGACGGAGCUGAAGGAGAAGAUUGAGAAGUGGAGACUUGAGAAGAUUCAGGCUUCAAAGGAGAAACUGGCACAACAAGGAAGUGAUGCGAUGGAUACAGCUGAGGGCUAAGGCUAAGAAGGCUAGAGAUUAUUAUUGCUGACUUGUGAUGGAUUUGCAUGUCCUCCCCCCCCUCCUGCCCUUUCCAUUACAUACUUUUCCCUCUUUCCAUCGAUUCAUUGUCUUUCUUUCUUUUUCAUUUUGGGUCUGGUUAAUGUUAGGGAAGGGAAACCAAGUGGAAAAUUCAUCUGCGGCAAACAAAAAGCGAAUCGUUUUGACGAAUGAUACAACAUAGGGAUGACAGAGAAUAGAAAUCAUGAUUAUGUACCUUUUUUUUUUUUCUUCUUCCCUUUGGGGUCUUGAGAAUUUAUUUUUUUCACCUGUACGUCUUGUGUUUCAGCAUCAAGGAUGGCCAUAAGCACUCUUCACUUCAGCCCAUCAAAAGUUCUACGCUGUAGCUAUGAAUAGAAGGUAGAUAGAUCGAACUCUUGCUUCUCUAGAGAGAAUAGAGUAUAGGGCAUCCUACUGUGUAUCGAAAAAAAGGUUCACCUC
Trichoderma asperellum CBS 433.97 is the source of this 5663-nucleotide messenger RNA. The record is from RefSeq and is a predicted model, not a curated record. NCBI's taxonomy places the organism in Eukaryota, Fungi, Ascomycota, Sordariomycetes, Hypocreales, Hypocreaceae.